GGUUGGUGAUGAUGGUGUUGGUGUUGACAUCAUCGUAUCAUGUUACCUACUCUACUUAUUUACCUUCUUUAACUCUUAACUCGGUAGGUACAUAAAACAAAACAGUAAAAACCCACCAAUAAUAAACAUCAAACUACAAAAACCAAAUCCAAUCCAAACCAUAAACCUUUUACCUGUGACCUUCCUUCACACAACACAAUCUUCCAUGGCUGCAACUUCAGCAUCAUUGGCUUCUCAACUCUACAUUGGCCUCCGCCGCCCCUGCCCCAAGCUCGAUGCUUUCAAUUCACAAUCUUUCCCUGCCUUCGACCCCAAUCUUCGCCUCUCCCUCUCUCCUCCCAAGCCCUCACGCGCCGUCGUCGCCAUGGCCGGCACUGGCAAGUUCUUUGUUGGUGGCAACUGGAAGUGUAACGGAACAAAAGACUCCAUCAGUAAGCUUGUCUCUGACUUGAACAGUGCAAAAUUGGAGCCUGAUGUUGAUGUUGUUGUCGCACCUCCCUUUCUGUACAUUGAUCAAGUGAAAAACUCACUCACUGAGCGGAUUGAAAUAUCUGCCCAGAAUUCUUGGGUGGGAAAAGGUGGUGCUUUCACUGGAGAAAUCAGCGUGGAACAACUGAAAGAUCUUGGAAGCAAGUGGGUUAUUCUUGGACAUUCUGAGCGAAGACAUAUUAUUGGAGAAAAUGAUGAGUUCAUAGGAAAGAAAGCUGCCUAUGCUUUGAGCCAGGGUCUUGGAGUGAUUGCAUGCAUUGGAGAAUUGUUAGAAGACAAGGAAGCUGGGAAAACUUUUGACGUUUGUUUUCAGCAAUUGAAGGCUUUUGCAGAUGCAGUUCCUAGUUGGGACAAUAUUGUUAUUGCAUAUGAACCUGUAUGGGCCAUUGGAACUGGCAAAGUGGCCACUCCCCAGCAAGCUCAGGAAGUACAUGCAGCUCUUCGUGAUUGGCUGAAAAAGAACGUCUCAGCUGAAGUUGCAUCUAAAACGCGAAUUAUUUAUGGCGGGUCCGUAAAUGGAGGGAACAGUGCUGAGCUGGCAAAGCAAGAAGAUAUUGAUGGAUUUCUCGUUGGAGGUGCUUCAUUAAAGGGUCCUGAGUUUGCUACAAUUGUGAAUUCAGUAACAUCCAAGAAAGUUGCGGCUUGAUUACUCAUUGUGUGUGGUUUUGGCAAUAUGAGAGCAUUAAGGAUAAAUUUGGCAAUAAUAUGGGUGUAUUAUUAUCAAACUUACUGCUUCAUUUUCUUUGCAAACAGUAGGAAUGGCAUCCUGAGUUUUCCGAAGAGCCAGUGUUUUCAUACAGCAAUUAGAGAUACAAAGAUGGUACAAUGCAAUAAAUUAUAAAUGUUUCUGAAUUA
Molecule: messenger RNA, 1344 nt
Organism: Cajanus cajan (pigeon pea)
Lineage: Eukaryota; Viridiplantae; Streptophyta; Magnoliopsida; Fabales; Fabaceae
Gene: TIM
Product: triosephosphate isomerase
Biological process (GO): glycolytic process; glycerol catabolic process; gluconeogenesis
Cellular component (GO): cytosol
Molecular function (GO): triose-phosphate isomerase activity
Source: RefSeq, a predicted model, not a curated record